UCACCUCUAGCUGUGUAAUUUCGCCAAAUUGUAAUUUACUUGAUAAAAUGGCAAAUACCGCUAAAUAUUUUGCUCUUUUGGAAAGUUUAAGGUUUGAUAGAGCUCUUGCAACUAGCAAGGAAAAUACCUCUGCGUCGCCGGCUUCUCUACAAAACAACUUACUUUUAUUACAAAAAUAUGAGAAAAAAGAGCUAUCUGAGCAACUGCAUCAAUUAUGCUUGGCUUAUCAGUUAACAACCGAACAGGAAUCCAGUAUAGAUCCCGAAAAAUCACCCACUGUAGCCUACAUGGUCCGCCUGCAACACGUGCUCCAUGUGAUUACAAAAAACAUCAAUUUCCACAGCGAUGCCAAGGAGGACCUUAUAUCCGUGGCUCACCUGAAGCUCUGCAUCCAGGCCACGCAGGAGUUGGCCUACUACAGCCUUCGCUGCCAGCUGCACGAGGAUUUCUAUAAGUCGCCCAUCUUCCAGGAAGCCCAGGGAAAACUAAAGACUAAUCCUAGCCUGCUGCUCCUGGGCAUUCAGUUCUUUGUGGAUCUUCUACAAAUCCGACAGUUUCACUUGGCCAACUCCAUGGAGCAGGUGCAAAGGGAUCUCCUGGCGGGCAUAAUGACUCUGCGAGUCCUUGAGGAUUCCCCAAAGUUGGAAGCGGCCAUCUCAUAUCUUUGGGAGAAGGAAAUAAAGGCUGACUUCUUCCGGCACAUCUUGCUCUUGAAGGCCACACCGCUGUGCAAGCCCUUGGCCGAAGCACUGCACCAACAGUUGCUGGGUAAGCUAAACUCUCCUCAAGGAUUCGCUAGUCUAGUGGAGGCACUGCAGCAAACGCCGAAUGUGAGUCCAACGAGAAAUGCAGAAAUAGUGGCCGGCAUUGUGGCCAGGAAGGGAUUCUCCCAGCAAACGCAGAGCAGGAUGAUAGUGCAGGUGUGGGAGUACUGUAGGUUCUACCUCCAGGAUCCGGAUAAAUUGUGUGUCGGUGUUUUGUCCCUAAGGAGAUUCUACGAUUUGAAUGAAAGGAAUCAGCGGCAGAUUGAAGAGAUAAUAAGGAAACACUGGGAGGCGCUUAUCAACCCAGAGGAUGUGAUUAGUGGGUUGAUUCUUAUGGAGAACCAGGAGCUCUGUAACCGCAUUCUCAUUUGGCAGCAUCUGUUUUGUUCCUCCAGUGUGGCCUGCUUACCCAGCAAACUCCUCAUUCCCUAUCUGCCAUUGCUGUUGCAGUUAUACGAUGGUUUGUCCUUGGAUUGUCCAGCCGCCAGCCAGCUUUCAGCGCUGAUAACCCGCUGUUUGGACAACAGGGAAAGGGAAAAGGAGUUGCCAGAGAUUCUGCUAAGAUUAUUCAAGUGGGAAAUGGAGGUGGAAUCACACCUUUGGCACACCCUUCACCCUCGCAUACUCAUCUUACCCAGCCAGGAUUCUCUUCAAGUUCAGGUCAAGGUAGCCCAUCAGGAUCAUCAAGUGGCUCACGAUAUGGGCAGGAUAUUACCCGGCUUACUGCUGUCCAGUUCCCACCAUUCCCUCACCUGCAAGGUGUUCCUGGCUCUCUUAAGAUUCAUGGGUAACCAGUUAAGUGAGGAGGAUAAAGGAGAUGUGGAUUUGCUAUCACAGGAAACGGAACUCAAGGACUUUCUCCACUCAAAAUACCAACUAAAGCUGGAUCUGCUCAUAGCUCUCAACCAAAUGGUGGCCCAUCAGCCUCUAAGAACCCAUUUGGCAACGCAGACCCAGGAGUUGUUGGUCAUCCUCCAGGACUUAAUGCAGUCCAAAUGUGGUUACAAUGAACACAUCCUGCUCAUAAUCCUCAAUCUCUUGGAAGAGCUCUUUGAAGGCAGUGAGGAGGUGCGUCUCUCGGCAGGAACUAAAGAGUUGCAGGAACAAUUAAGGGAAUUGUCUCGGAACUCGUAUAAUCCAGAAAUCCGGAACUCUGCCCAAGGCGUGUUGUCCAAAAUUCAAGCAUCCUGGCGGCCCACAAAGGCUCUUCAAACUAAGCACUUUCAAGAAGCUAGAACUAUGAUUGAACAAAACCAACACCACCUGCAGGCUUAUGGCAUACAGUUACUCAUAGAUCUCCUGCAGAAAAAGGACCCUGUUACCCUCUCCCAAAGUCACACGGUCAUAGCCUUGGCCCUGACCACUCUCAAGAGCAAGGAGUCCUAUGUUUUCCUCAAUUGCGUUCGCCUUUUUGUGCAAUUGGUUCAUGUGAUGGAGGCCGAAGUGUUGGACAAGCUCAGCGAUGAGUUUCUGUCGGAUACAGCCUCGUUGGACCAUCGCCUGGUUGUGGGUGAAGCCAUCCUUAAGGUGGCCCAGGAGCUGGGUCCUCUUUGCUAUCGCUACAAGGCAGUGCUACUCAACUGCUUUAUGCAUGGCUCCCGGUCUCCCGUUGAUGAGUUUCGCAUGUCUGCUUUUGCCAAUCUUGCCCAGCUGUGCCGUUUGUUGGCCUACCAAGUUCAGAACUUCUUCCAGGAGUUGCUCCAUCUGGUUAAUAGCGAGUUGACUAGCGGAGGCUAUGUUCCCUCUAAGCGGGCAGCUGUCUUGGUUCUCGCUGAGCUCCUAAAUGGCAUGGAGAAUUUGCUGGACUACCAGGAGAUGUUGCUGCCCAUUUAUCGGCUUUUGAGAGCAAUAGAAGCGGAGGAGUCCUGCGAUCCACAAAUGCGUCAGCAUGCGGCAAAUGGCCUGAAAAUAUUGAACGAGAAGUGCAGACAACUGAUUCAGACGAGCCUGGAGGAGCAACAGUCGCUGGAAAAGCAGAUCAAGGUCCUGGGCAUCAAGGAUGAGGCUACCAUCAAGAGGAAAAGUUGCCAUAUUCUUGAAUUGAAUUAAGGGAUUAAAAAAGAUAGUUAAAGUUAAAGUAUUUGAUAAGUUAAAUGUGAUAUUUUAUACAAAAAAUGUUAAAUAAA
This is a messenger RNA of Drosophila kikkawai, 2890 nucleotides long. It is a transcript of the gene Tango6, whose product is annotated as transport and golgi organization 6. Gene Ontology annotation, biological process: protein secretion. The record is from RefSeq and is a predicted model, not a curated record. NCBI's taxonomy places the organism in Eukaryota, Metazoa, Arthropoda, Insecta, Diptera, Drosophilidae.